AGGCAGGCGGGGAGCAGCGCAGCCUGUAAUUUCCUGGUCAUAUGUAACUGGGUGGGGAAGCGCCUGAUCCUUGGGGUGCAAAAUCCAUGGAUCCUUGGAUCCUCCACUUUCUCAUUUUCUUGGCCACCUUGGGGAAGUCCUGCUUGUCAUCCAAGCUUGAACCCUCUGCUUCAGAGCAUGCUCAGCAAUGCUUUCUCUACCUGUCAAAAGAAUGUGCUUCUGGCAAAGAGCCCGUCCACCCAGAUAGAAGGUAUCUUUGCUGCAACCACAGGAAGAUCGGUUCCAGAAGAGCAAGAAGCCCUUCUCCAGCAGUGGCUGGAGGAAGAAGUAGGGAAUUUGCCAGCCAGUGAGAGUGUUCCAGCAGCAAGGAAAGUAUCAGUUACACUCACUAGUGCCUGGUUAGAAGGUUCAGAGCUAUUGAUGACCAGCCUCAGUGACCUGAAUACGUCUCCAGAAGUCACCCAAUGUGCUGAUCAGCAGCUCUUGGAGCUAAACACCUUGGCUUCUUCAGAACUGCAAGAUCAUGCAGUGGCUGAACUGACAAGAUUACCAGCAGAGGAAACAGUGACUGCAGCAGGCAGUGCCCCUUGGACAGCUGUGGUGCCACAGACAGAUCACCAGACAGCUGGCUGUGCUGGUAUCAAUGUGGAAGUGCUGAAUGAUGACCCAGCUGUGCUGGCCUGGAGUUUAGCAUGUGAUGCGGAGACAGUGCCACCAGCGCUCCCAGCCCAGCCCAUUCAGGAUGCAGUGCCAUUUUAUCCUGUUCCAACAGAGGUGCCCUACCAUGAGAUUUUAUGGAGAGACUGGGAGGAUCUUUCUGUCCAGCCCUGUGUCUUAGAGCAGGUCUCAGAAAACACUUCUCUCUUUGAAUUUCGAGUCAUGUCUUACAACAUCCUUGCCCAGGACCUGGUGGAGCAGGGCAUUGAUCUCUAUGUACACUGUCAUCCAGACAUCCUGAGCUGGAACUACCGCCUUCCAAACCUUUUGCAGGAGAUCCAGCAUUGGGAUCCUGAUGUUCUGUGUCUCCAGGAGGUUCAAGAGAACCAUUACUGGGAGCAACUGGAACCAACAUUCAAGGAGAUGGGCUUUGCUUGCUUCUAUAAACGGAGAACUGGGACGAAGACAGAUGGAUGUGCAGUGUGCUAUAAGCACAGCAGGUUCCAGCUGAUCAGCCUCAGCCCUGUAGAAUACUUCCGGCCUGGCCUGGACAUCCUCAACCGGGAUAAUGUGGGCUUGGUGCUGCUGCUGCAGCCUGUGCUCCCAGAGGACCUAGGUCUGAAGGCAGUCAGUCCUUUGUGUGUGGCCAACACCCACGUGUUGUUCAAUCCCCGUCGAGGAGAUAUCAAACUGGCCCAGGUGGCCUUGCUGCUAGCAGAGAUUGACAAAAUUGCAAGAACUACUGAAGGCAGCUACUAUCCUGUCAUCUUGUGUGGAGACCUAAACUCCGUACCUGAUUCUCCACUCUACAAAUUCAUCCGAAAUGGUGAACUUUCCUACCAUGGGAUGCCAGCCUGGAAGGUGUCUGGUCAGGAAGACUUUUCCCAACAAUUGUAUCCACGGAAACUGCUGGCCCCACUGUGGCCGAGCUCACUGGGUGUAACAGACAAGUGCCAGUAUGUCACUCUGUGCCAGCCAAAGAAACUUGGGAGGCGUGAAUACAGCCGUGACUUCCUGCUGCAGUUCCGCUUUUGCGAUGUUGCCUGUGAACGACCACCUCAGCUGGUCCUCUUGGAAGGUGUGACAGAUGCUAAACCAGACCGCCCUGCACACUGGCCCAAGCCUGCUGCCAUGGUGAAAGAUCCUGAUCCCCAGCCAUUCAUCCCAAGGUGUUCAGGUGUUAUCCAGCACAGCCUCAACCUGACCUCUGUCUACAGCCACUUCUUGCCACACAGGGGACGUCCAGAGGUCACAACAAUGCCCAUGGGGCUUGGAGCCACUGUAGAUUACAUUUUCUACUCAGCAGAGCCUGUGGAGAGCAAGGCGGGUCGCAGGCUGUACAAGGAUGGGGCCCUGAAGCUGCUUGGCCGUCUUUCUCUUCUCUCUGAAGAUGUCCUCUUGAUGGCAAAUGGCUUACCAAAUCCUUUUUGUUCAUCUGAUCAUCUAUGCCUGCUGGCUAGCUUUGGCUUGGAGAUCUCCAGCCUCUGAGAGAGUUAGUGUUGGUUCCCUUUCCUGAAAGAAAAGCUGUUCUGAAUGCAGCAGUUGAGACUCUGGAUUGUACAACCUGCUUGCUAGAAAACCCUUUGCCUUGUGGUGUCCUAAAAAUACUUUUCUCACCUCACACCCUCACUAAAAGCAGAGAUGGGAGAGUUGGAGCGCUUUUUGCAUUGAUAUUUUCUACAUCUUUCCAAACCUGAACUGUGUUCCCAGUGGGCUGUCAGGUGUAUUCAGGCAUUAGCAUCUCUUAAAGGGAUCCUUGUUUCAUUGCCUUGUUUAGUGAAUGUUUUUGUGCUGCAGGAACCAACAUAACUCCCAUGUUUGUUUGUCCCUGUGUGAGAUUUUCAAGGAUCAGGAAAAAGAGGGGUAAUGCUCUCUGCUUUUGGUUAGUUUAAUUGCUACCAAGGAGCAUGGGAUGUAUAUGCCAGUACUCUUUCACACCAAAACAAUAGUUCUUUUAAUUUCUCAGUAAUAGUUCAGUACUUUCAGGGAUAGUUGUUGCUUUGCCUUUUAGAUUGGAUCUGCUAACUGCUUGGAAAUGUCUUUUACUUAAUGAUCUGUAAGGGCUGACUUGCUGACAGAAGGAUUUGUGUGGUGUAACAGUUUUUACAAGAAACUGCUUGCUGUGACUAAUGGACCAGGGAAUGGGAUUGCCAGGAAUGGAGCCAGGGGUUCUACAGAGCCGCCCACAGCAGCCCUAGAACUGCAGGGGUUCUACAGAGCCACCCACAGCAGCCCUAGAACUGCAGCAAAAGAGUAGAGGCCUUGGGGAAGGUUUCUUUCCUUUUUAGCAGUCUCAGAAUGGUACCUAAUUUGUCAUUUUUAGCAAAAUUAUUUAGGAUCAUUCCAGUGAAUAUCCUGUGGAAAUAAUUACCCUGUAAGGCAUGACAACCCCAGAAGGCUAUAACUGUGGUUGUCCCAAAAGAGACAUGAAAUUGGAAGGCAUGUGAGAGUCAGCAGGACCAUUCGACAGAAGAGCUGUUCUUGUCACUUGCCUUGUUCUUUUUCUCUGUGCACUCUCUAUUGUGUUCAGCCUGCCGGGGUCAAUAGCCAACCUGUAGCAUCCAUCUGUGCCAGACUGAAAGUCAUACUGCAUCCUUCUUCUGGACCCAGCUAUAGAUAGAACCCUUAGGAUCAACUCCUGUCUCUUGACAUGCAUUGGGAGUAAGGGGAAGGCUGGGUAACUUGGAACCAGACCGCAGUCACUUGGAUCCCAGCGUACCUUUGGUGUCCUGUCGGUGUGCUUUUGUAAGCAGUGGCUUGGGCAGUACAAAAGCAGUCGAGCUGUACCUGUUCCUGGACUAGAUUCCCCAGUUCAGCCUGGCUAUUGAUGCUCAGUUUUUCCCUAAGAGGUGAAACCAGUAUCGGCAGCAACAUUAUCAAUCUUCUGUUCACAAACAAGGCAGCAAAUCCGGACCCACCUCAGAUUUUUGUGGGAAGGUACAGAAGACUUGAAACAUUGUUUGUUCUUCAUGGUCUAUAUUGAGAGACUGUGAUAUUUUAAAUGUUACUUUCUUUAUUGAAAAAUAAAACACUGCUAAUUUAAGAAAAUAUCACAAAUUAACUGUGGCACCUUGUAUUUCUGGAAGCUGAACCUCUGAACACUUCCGGGCCAGGCUUUGCUGGCUGCAAGGUUGAAGAGGGCAAAUUGACUACACAGGAAAGUAAUGAGGGUUGAAGAGAGGGAAGAAGUAAGUCUGAUUUAAUCUCCCAAGACAUCCCUAAAUCCCAGAGGUGGCUUCUUUGGAGUUGAGCUUGUCUUGCCUGCUCCACUCCUCACCACCCCACCCCAUCCCCACCCCCAAACAAAGAUUUGCCUUCAGGAGCCUUUGCCCUCUUCCUUAAGAAAGCAAUACUGAUGAUCUUUUACAGCUCACUUCUGUAAACUACAAAAACAAGGCGGGGGCGGGGGAGGGGGAGUUGUGUUCUGUGCCCUUAUGAGUAUGUAAGGACUGCAUAUUCCUCUCUUGCCCUGCCAGAUGGCGUGGUAUUUGUCUGGUGAUCUGUGGAUGGCUUUUGCUGCCAUUUGUGAGUUUUUGUAAGUGAACAACAGUCUUGGAGGGGAUGUGAAUUAUUUUGCCCUUAGGUGAUAGUUCUGGCAUGGCACUGGUAUGUGGGGGGGAUGGAUGCAGAGGUGUGCAUUUAUAUGACUAUGUUUAUCUCAAUUUCUGGAUGUACUCCUACUCUGAUUUUUUAAGUGGCUGUAUUUAUAAAGGGAGGGAAGGAAAGGGUAAACUGAGAGCUUUGCUUUCUGUCUGGCUCAAAAAGAAGUUGCCAGAAGGCAGCCUGGUUGCAGAUGAUUCCCUCCUGCUGUUAACAUUGUAAUAGGAAUCUUAGAAGACACUAAAGGUUUAACAACAAAACAAAAGCACCACAAAAAAUUCUGACACAUAGUGUUGUCACUUAGAACUUCAACUAUCUGCUUCUAUUGUAAUUGCUGGCUGAGUCUGAGGUCAGUUGGUGAGGAGGUAUUUGUCUAUGACUGUGUGUGUGUGUGUGUAUGGAAGCUGCCUGUAGGAGACUCAGAAGGUGUGCACCAUACACCAGCAGAUGAACUGGUUGCACCUGCACUGCCUGAAGCAUCCUGCCAUUCCUGUGAUGUAACUCAGGUGGGGGACCUGUGUUCCAGUAUCACAAGUGCUUUUUCUAUUUUAUGUAAACCAAAACCUUGACCUGUGGGCAAAUUGCAUGGAAGCAUUUCAGGGAGGUUUUAAGGUUCCAGCUAUGCUUUGCUGGAAAUCUAAUGUUGCAUAGGUCAAACUAAUGCUUUCCCUUUCCAUGCAUGAAAUAAUAUGGUGUGCACUUGGAAUUGUUAAGUUUUUGAACACUGGAUAUGGAGUCAUGUGCAGAGAAGCCCCAGGACAAUGCCUACAAGUCCUCUUACUGUUUUUUCUGGAGGUUAUGGUGCUCCCAGGGAGAAUUGCAGUUCUCAAAACCCUGGCUUACACAUGCUUUGUUGGGCACUCAUAAGUGAAACUAUGGCAGAAAUGCAGGACUAUUGCUAGUGACUGGUAGAGACACAAAGGCAGAGUUGAAAACUUGAUCUCUGUGUUUAUCUCUUCUGUGGACUCUUAUGGAGGUGGCCUGUUUCAGGAAAAUAAAACGCCCUGUGUUCUAGAGCAA
Molecule: messenger RNA, 5277 nt
Organism: Catharus ustulatus (Swainson's thrush)
Lineage: Eukaryota; Metazoa; Chordata; Aves; Passeriformes; Turdidae
Gene: ANGEL1
Product: angel homolog 1
Exons: 11
Coding region: 178-2145 (655 amino acids)
Molecular function (GO): 3'-5'-RNA exonuclease activity
Source: RefSeq, a predicted model, not a curated record